Messenger RNA from Closterium sp. Yama58-4, 1689 nucleotides. Lineage: Eukaryota; Viridiplantae; Streptophyta; Zygnematophyceae; Desmidiales; Closteriaceae. The record is from the annotation of a GenBank genome assembly.
AUGGUCGUGGCGCGGCGGCAGGAUUCGGCGCGGGAGCGCGUGGUGCGAUCGCGUCGCGUCGCGCUCGUAGCGGCCAUUCCGGUGGCACUCGUGGCGCUAAUCCUCUUCGUCUUCGUCCUCACCCCCGCUUCCGACAACGACAACGGCUCCCCUACCCUAAUCGGCGCGCACGGCAGAUCCUCCGGCCAUGGCGGAAGCGCGUCGGAUCGCGAGGUUCCGUCACGCGACGGGAGAAUAAUUAACAUGCGCGAGCAGGGGAAGUCGACGGCGAUUAAGAUGGUGGCGGGCGGUGAAAGUGGCGCCAGUGGCGGUGGUGCGGAGAGCGCGGGGGACACGUAUGCUGUUGUGGUUGACGCCGUGAGCGCGGAGAGCAGCAGCGUCCACGUGUACAGAUUUGAUUCGCGGAUGGAGCUGGGGGAGAUUCAGAAAGGGUUUGAAGAGGUGCAUUCGGUGAAACCCGGGCUGGCCGCAUACUGGGAUAAUGUCACAGCAGCAGCAAACAGCCUGCGACCGCUGAUGAAGAAGGCACUUAAAGCCGUGCCCGAGUUCACUCGACCAGUCACACCCAUUCUUGUCAGGGCCAUUGGAGGGCAGGGAUUGCUCCCAGGUGAUCAAGCAGACAAGAUCCUAGCAGAGAUCCGCCAAAUGCUGACGGAGUACCCUUUCCCAUUCACCCAUGGUGACGUCAGCACGCUUGAUGACACUGACGAGGGCUUCUUUGCCUGGACAGCUGUGAACCAUCUCCUGGGCAACCUGGGCAAGCACCAGGGAAAGCACCUGAAAAACCACCUGGAGUCAACAGUGGCAGUGGUGGGCCUGGGGAAUACCAGCAUCCACGUGACAUAUGCAGUUCCUUCUGACGUUGCGGAUAAGGUGCCAGCUGGAUACGUGAGGACGUUAAACGGUUGGGGAAGCAACCACCAUGUCUACGUGCGCAGCAUGCAGGGCUAUGGGCUAAUGGCAGGGAGAGCAAUGGUGCUGCGGGCAAGUAACGACACCCAGGGCCAUCCAUGCAUGCCCAUGGGCUCUCGUGGCGCAUCCAAGCCCAGCAGCGACGCCACUGCUGCCUCUUUGCGUGCAGCCCUGUGCUCCUCCCUCACCCUUCAAGCACUCCAGGCAGCGGCAGCAGCAAACGCCAGCACCACCAGCACAAGCAGCAGCAGCAGCACCAGCAGCAGCGCUGACAAGCACCCAGCAUCUGCCCAUCCACCUGUGUGUCCGCAAGGGCGGGCGUGCUUGCUGCCUGGCACGCUGGAUGGGCCGUGGGGUGCGCGCAAAGGAGGCAGAGGAGGAGAGGGCGUGGUUCAGAUUUUUGUUGCCACCUCGGGAAUCUUCCACGCGGCACAACAGUUCGGGUUAAUCCCUCACAGCAAUUCUACCGCAGAAACCACGUCAGCAACCAUCACGGCUCAACACUUUGCUCGGAUAGCAGAGGAAGCAUGCGACAUUCCCCUGCAGGAAUUCACCAGGAAGUUUCCGCUGAUGAACGGCCAGGAUGCGCCGUACGCCUGUCUGGAUGCGAGCUACCUCUUCCACCUCAUCACCUCGGGAUUAGGCCUGGAACCCACAGACCCGCUCACGCCUGUGAGCCAGCAGCCUCACAAUGCCCCGUUUACCACGGCAGCAGCAUGGCACUAUGGUGCUGCUGUCAGCACAGCCAUGCAUGCUGAUGCCUACGCCGUAUUCUGA